Musca vetustissima is the source of this 806-nucleotide messenger RNA. Its product is annotated as ubiquinol-cytochrome-c reductase complex assembly factor 1-like. Gene Ontology annotation, biological process: mitochondrial respiratory chain complex III assembly. Gene Ontology annotation, cellular component: mitochondrion. The record is from RefSeq and is a predicted model, not a curated record. Lineage: Eukaryota; Metazoa; Arthropoda; Insecta; Diptera; Muscidae. Bases 1 to 795 code for a protein of 264 amino acids. The transcript has 4 exons.
AUGUUAACAACUAGGUUGUUAACCAGAUUUUCUAAUAGCCGAAAUGUUUUGGCCCCAAUGAUUUCAACUACAUCGAAUGCACAAAUUCACCAAUUGACCAGACAUGUGGGUAAUUCGAAUUGCGAGUAUAAGCCAUUUCUCAUAAAUACGUGCAAGUAUUGUUCUGCCAGUACAACAACCACUACGACACCAGCUGAACAAGGCAAUGGGAUCAUAAAAAGAGUUUUGAAAAAAGUUGGUUUUACACCAAAUUCUAAAGCUAGAAUACGUGUAGCCAGCCAUAUGUUGUAUGAGAGCGUAGCCGACAAAAUUAAUUAUUUGGCUUUCUUCAAUGAUUUUAAUAUGCCUAAUACAUUCAAUUCAUGGUUUUUGGUCACCGAAUUGCAUGUGUGGAUGCUAUUAUUGCGAUCUAUGGCAGAAGGUUCAGAGUCUGGUGAAGAUGGCAGAUUUUUACGAAAUUGUAUCGUUGAAGCCCUAUGGUCAGAUGUGAAUACUAGGGCCAAGAAGUUGGGGGCAAAUAAUCCUUCACGAACUCGCCAACAAAUCGAGGAACUUUCGGAACAAUUUCAGGCUGCCUUAAUAGCGUAUGAUGAAGGUAUAAUGUCAGAAGAUCGUGUGUUGGCCGCAGCACUUUGGAGACGUUUCUUCGCCUUGAAUUGUGAUGACUAUGAAAAAAUUGAACGAUUAGUUAAAUAUGUCAGGCGUCAAGUCGUUAUGUUAGAUAAUCUGCCACGUCAAGAUUUUCUCAUUAAACCCAAAAUACCCUGGCAGGAUCUAAAUAAAAUUCACAUUUAAUUUGAUAUGUG